GCUCAACACGAACAAGUCGUCCAGAAGUUGAAAUGUGAACUGAUAGACUGUAAGAAGCGAAUCAACCAGCUGGAAGAACACCCAGAGGCCCCUGAAGAGGAGUGGGAGGAGGGGUCGGUGGAAGAACCCUUUGAGUCCUUCCCCUUCUCUCUCCUCACUAACCAGGCAGAUAUAGGGGUCCAGGUGAAUACAUUAGAAGAGGACGAUUUUGAAAAGCUGGUGGAGCUUAAUAAGAAGAUUGUAGUAAGCCUCCUUUUGCUAGAAUCAGAACGUGACGCGCUACGCCUGGAUUUACAGAAGAGUAAUGGCGAGCUUUUUGAAAUGUCACUCCAGGCUCAAGAUGCUGCAAUAGAACGAGAGCUGCUACAGGCCGAAUACCGUGAAAUCGUCAGACAGAAUACGAAGGAGACAGAAGAAAAGGCCAGAAUGACCACGCCGGUUCAGAUGGAGACGCAGGCGUCCAACACUGAAGCGGUCACAUUGAGUGAAAAGGCAACGCAAGCGUCAAUCCAGGUCGAAACAACGGAGGAACGAGGAUUAAAGAAGGAGCUGACGUUGACUCGACACAUGGUGGAAGACUUGCAGAAGCGGCUGGGAGACCGAGAUCGCCUGAUCGAAAUUUUGCGCAAAGAACGAAAUAGACUGGACCAGGGUGACUCGCUGAAGCAAAUCAAGGAGCUUAAAGCGAAGGUAGUUAAUGUGCCUUCCUUUUUUGUUUGA
Molecule: messenger RNA, 720 nt
Organism: Dibothriocephalus latus
Lineage: Eukaryota; Metazoa; Platyhelminthes; Cestoda; Diphyllobothriidea; Diphyllobothriidae
Source: the annotation of a GenBank genome assembly